Molecule: messenger RNA, 1981 nt
Organism: Elaeis guineensis (African oil palm)
Lineage: Eukaryota; Viridiplantae; Streptophyta; Magnoliopsida; Arecales; Arecaceae
Product: cytochrome P450 89A2-like
Cellular component (GO): membrane
Molecular function (GO): iron ion binding; heme binding; oxidoreductase activity, acting on paired donors, with incorporation or reduction of molecular oxygen, NAD(P)H as one donor, and incorporation of one atom of oxygen
Source: RefSeq, a predicted model, not a curated record
UUCAAAAACUGGGAGCCAUCCAGCGCUUGACCUGGGCGUCCUACACCCCACCACCACCCAUAAAAUACACCAUGCCUCUUCAGCAGCCGCAGAAAAAAGGAAGCCGGCGAAAAGAUGGAGGUUUGGCUCCUUGUCUUCCUUUCCCUCUCCCUUGCCACUGGCCUCACCCUCCUCCUCCACCAAGCCACCACCAAUGCUACCAAGAAGAGAAGGCUUCCCCCCGGCCCCCCAGCGCUGCGACUUCUCGGCAAAUUUUUCUGGCUCCGGCGGCCCUUGCAAGAGCUGGAACCCGUCCUUCGGGACCUCCGCGCUCGCUACGGCCCCAUCGUCACCCUUCACAUAGGCUCCCGCCCGGCCAUCUUCAUCUUUGACCGUGGCCUUGCCCACCGUGCCCUCAUCGAGCACGGCACCUCCCUUUCCGACCGCCUCACUCCGGUCCCCGCAGCCCGCUUCCUCAGCGGCAACCAGCACACCAUCUCCACCGCCGCCUACGGCCCCCUCUGGCGUCUUCUCCGCCGCAACCUCAUAUCCGAGAUCCUCCAUUCCUCCCGUGUCAAGCUCUAUGCCCCCCACCGAGCCUGGGUCCUUCAAGUCCUCACCAACCACCUCCGAUCCCAAGCCGAUUCGAAUGAUGCCGGUGCCGUCACUGCCAUGGAGAGCUUUCACGUCGCCAUGUUCUAUUUAUUGGUUCUCAUGUGUUUCGGGGAGAAAUUAGAUGAGAAAGCCAUUAAGGACAUCGAGAUCUCAAACCGAUGCUUACUGCUCUACAGGAGCCAGCUUAACAUCCUUGGCUUCCUUCCAAGAAUCACGAGGUACGUUUUCCGGAAUCGGAUCAAGACAGCUUCUCAAAUGUAUCAAAAACUGGCAGAGAUGUUUGUGCCCUUGAUUGAAGCUCGAAAAGAACACAAGAAACAACAGCAGCAAAAGAGGGAGGAAGGAGGGUACGUUUACUCCUACGUUGACUCGCUCCUCGACAUGGAACUCCCUGAGGAAGGGAGAAGGAAGCUGACCGAAGAGGAGACGGUGGCCUUGUGCUUGGAGUUUCUGAACGCGGGCACCUAUACGACCUCAACGGCGUUGCAGUGGAUCAUGGCGAACCUCGUGAAGCACCAAGACAUACAAGCGAAGCUGUUGGAAGAGAUCGAGGAGGUGGUGGGGAAAGACGGGGAGGAGAUUAAGGAGGAGGACUUGCAAAGGAUGCCAUAUCUCAAGGCUGUGGUCAUGGAAGGGUUGCGGCGGCACCCGCCGGGCCACCUCGUGCUGCCCCACAAGGUGAGGGAGGAUGUGAUCUUAGAUGGGUAUUUGAUACCAAAGAACGCGUCGGUUAAUUUUAUGGUGGCAGAGAUGAGUUGGGAUGGGAAGGUGUGGGAGGAGCCGAUGGAGUUCAAGCCGGAGAGGUUCUUGGCCGGGGGUUCGGGCGAGGGGGUGGACAUAACCGGGAGUAGGGAGAUCAAGAUGAUGCCGUUUGGGGUGGGGAGGAGGAUGUGCCCGGGGCUGGGGCUGGCCAUGCUGCAUCUCGAGUACUUUGUGGCCAAUUUGGUGAGUGAGUUCGAGUGGAAGGCUGUGGACGGGGAGGAGGUGGAUUUGUCGGAGAAGCUGGAAUUCGCCUUUGUCAUGAAGAGGCCUCUCCGAGCUUGCAUACUUCCACGGAGGAGGGCUCCGUAGUCCUAUCCCGUAGUGGACUCGGAGAUGUGGUCUUUUGUUGCAUGGAUAAUUAUUUUCUUUGAAUGAUGGGUUAUAUAAGAAAAAUGGUAUGGGUUAGACGGGAACAAAAAUCAUGUGCGGCGGGCAUUAUAAAAUAUCAUGUGGGACGGGGUUCAUGACGUGCCAUACAUCUUUUAAUAUUAAUUUUUAAAAAUAAAUUUAAAAAUUAAAAUUUUUUUAUUGAUGAAGUUAUUAAUCUCAUGAUAAAAAUAUUUUUUUUAAUUUUCAAUACAUAGUAAUGCAUAUUAUAGUACAUAAUAAUGCAUAUUAUAUGACC